CACCAAGGAGUUCUCAACCUGGCAAUCAUCAAGAGCAUGCCCCCAGUAUAUUGACGAACCCUAUGAACCCUCAGCCGCCUCCUGCAUCGCCAAUGCAACCCCCAAAUCAUCUCCUGAGUUCUCAACAACCUGCACCAAUGCCACAAUUCAUUCUGGCCUCUGGUCAUCUAGUUCAAGGAAUUCAGGGCGCCCAAUUGCUCAUACCUACAUCACAAGGUUUGGCAACACAGACGAUAUUAACAAUCCCAGUCAAUCAUGUAAAUAGCACAGACCAAAUAGUUAAUUUAGCCUUGAAUAAUGGUCAAGUGAUGCAGACGUCUUUGGCAAAUUUACAAGCUAUGGCUCAAAGUAACUUACUGACCAAUCCCAAUACAUCAAUACCACCUAACUCAAAUGGAGUGAUGAACCCUAAUCUCUUCAAUCCUGCAACUCUAACCCAUUUGCUCUCCAAUGGAUCUGCCCAGCAAUUACUGCAAAGCCUUCCGCAAAUACUCAGCAACUCUCAUACGAACCCCAAUUCUCCCCACAUGAUGAAUCCAAUUUCCCAACCUCUAUUAACAACUCCAUCUACCAUGCUCACAUCGCCACCGCCUCCACAACCUUCCAAUCUCAACAGAAGCCAACUGAGCACCAACCACUUGAAUACCAAUCAUCAGAUGGGUGGAAACCAAAUAGGAAAUAGUCAGAUGGGUACCAAUCAACUAAAUUCGAACCAAAUGAAUAACAGCAAUCACUACAGCGAUACCAAGAUACACAAUCAAAAUUCAAGUAACCUCUCAAGAAAUCCAUCUCCAACGAAUAUAGGAAAUGGUGCGAGACCAUCCAGUAAUGGAGAAUUGAAUGUAUCAACGGGAUUUGUGGGUAAUACUUGUCCAAGUCUGAAAAGGUCACCCCGUUCCUUGUCACCCAACUGUAUGGACAACUCAACUGCUGACUUAUUGGUCGAUUCGCCAAAUCAGCCAACAAUCAACCAAGCUAACACAAACGUGGUAGACGGAAUCAAUUUAGAUGAGAUCAAAGAUUUUGCCAAGGCGUUCAAAUUGAGAAGACUAUCGUUAGGUUUAACGCAAACUCAAGUAGGUCAAGCACUGAGUGUUACGGAAGGACCAGCUUAUAGUCAGAGUGCUAUCUGCAGUGCCCUGGCUUCUCAGAUGUUUGCCGCCGCGCAACUUUCCACACAGCAGCAAGCAAUGUUUGAAAAGCUCGAUAUCACUCCCAAAAGUGCCCAGAAGAUCAAACCAGUUUUGGAGAGAUGGAUGAAAGAGGCUGAAGAUAGUUUUUCCAGGUAUAAAAGUGGACAGAAUCACCUGACUGACUUCAUAGGAAUUGAACCAUCUAAAAAAAGGAAAAGAAGAACUUCAUUCACUCCGCAAGCUUUGGAAUUACUUAACGCCCAUUUUGAACGGAAUACCCACCCAUCAGGUACCGAAAUAACCGGUCUGGCUCAUCAAUUAGGAUACGAAAGAGAAGUUAUACGAAUUUGGUUUUGUAAUAAAAGGCAAGCCCUGAAAAAUACUGUACGUAUGAUGUCCAAAGGCAUGGUCUAAAUCUGUGAUGUAUCCAAUACGAAACUUGUAAAUACUCCGCAAUGAAGAAACUGAAUGUAAAUUAAUUUUUUUAUUAUUAGAUUUAAGAUUUUGGAAAUGUUCCAUAGCAAUUCCCUUAAUUUUCCAUAAAUGUAUACGAUUCAAAAUGUAUAUAGCUGUUAGUUAUUGUAACAAAUCCCAUUUGUUGUAUACGAUAGUCACUUGUGAAA
Molecule: messenger RNA, 1756 nt
Organism: Leptinotarsa decemlineata (Colorado potato beetle)
Lineage: Eukaryota; Metazoa; Arthropoda; Insecta; Coleoptera; Chrysomelidae
Gene: pdm3
Product: POU-domain protein pdm3
Biological process (GO): regulation of transcription by RNA polymerase II
Molecular function (GO): RNA polymerase II cis-regulatory region sequence-specific DNA binding; DNA-binding transcription factor activity, RNA polymerase II-specific
Source: RefSeq, a predicted model, not a curated record